CCAAGCGCCUAUCAUCGAGUCAACGUAAUCUCUCCUUUGGCAUUUUCUGACAUUUUCUAAGCACAUUCUUUCAACCACUUUUACGAAUCUGAAAACCGAACAAAUUUUCUUUACGAUCUUCACGCCAUAAAGUCGUACAUCCAAAGAGAAAGCAGAAAAUGGGCCAUGGAAGUUCGAAAUCAAGUUCAGUGGAAGAGUCUGCAGACUCAUACUCAUCCGGUGGCACAAAUUCAAAACAACCACCGUCGUUUCGCGGAAGAAUCAAGCAGAAAUUACACCUCCACCGUCGUCCGGCCGCUUCACAGCAUGCUAAACUCAACAGUCACGAGAAUUUCGUUGGCAUCGCUUUGGUUACUCUUAUAAAUGCGGAAAUGGAAUUCAAGGACAAGUGGCUUGCUUGUAUAUCAAUUGGAGAACAGACGUUUCGCACUGAUGUUUCUGACCAGACCAACAUGCCUACAUGGAAUUCAGAGAAAAAGUUUGUUUUGGAAUUAAAUGGCCCACACAUGGCAAAAAUAUCAGUUUUUGAGACCAAUAGACUCUCAAAGAACAACCUGGUUGGGUAUUGUGAGAUUGAUCUUUUUGAAUUUCUCAGUCAAGUAUCAGAUAGUGACACUGAAGUGUUUGAUUUAUUUGAUCCAUCAUCAUCAAAUGUAGUAGUUGGAAAAAUAUCUAUUUCAUGUUCUAUCGAGGAUCCAAUUGAAACAGAGAAAAGUUUUGCAAGGAGGAUUUUGUCUAUUGUUGAUUACAAUGGUGAUGGAAAAUUGUCAUUUUCUGAGUUUUCAGAAUUAAUAAAUGCAUUUGGUAAUCAACUUGCAGCAAAAAAGAAAGAGGAGCUGUUUAAGGCAGCUGAUGUAAAUGGAGAUGGGGUUGUUGACAUGGAUGAAUUGGCUACACUUCUUGCUAUGCAACAAGAAAAGGAGCCACUUAUGAAUUGUUGCCCUGUUUGUGGGGAGAUUCUUGAAAUCUCUGAUAAAUUGAAUUCAAUGAUUCAUAUGUCACUCUGUUUUGAUGAAGGCACUGGAAACCAAGUUAUGACUGGAGGAUUCUUGACUGAUAAACAGGCUUCCUAUGGGUGGAUGUUCAAACUAUCUGAAUGGGCCCACGUGUCAUCCUAUGAUGUAGGCUUGAACUCUGGUUCAAGUGCUUCACAUAUUGUGGUUUAUGAUCGUAAAAAAAAGAGGCUUGUGGAAGAAAUAAUAGAUGGAAAAAUUGUUUUAUCAAUGAGAGCUAUUUAUCAAUCUAAAAUAGGCCUUGGAAUUUUGGACAAAGGUGCAAAAGAAAUAUUGCAGAGUUUAUCAGAAAAGCAAGGAAAGAAAAUGAAUUUAAUUGAAUCUGCUAAAGACAUACCAACAUUUCUUGAAUUCUUUAAGGAUCAAAUCAAUUUGGCUGAAGUCAAGUACCCAAUAGAUCAUUUUAAGACAUUUAAUGAAUUUUUCAUAAGAGAACUGAAAAUUGGGGCACGACCAAUUGCUUGUGUGGAACAUGAUGACGUGGCUGUCUGUGCUGCUGAUUCUCGUUUAAUGGCAUUUACAACAGCUGAAGACAGUCUUAGAUUCUGGAUCAAGGGUAAAAAGUUUUCUCUCCAAGGGCUUCUUGGUAAUUUACCAUGCUCCAAUGAUUUCAUUGAUGGCACCCUUGUGAUAUUUCGCUUGGCACCACAGGAUUACCAUCGUUUCCACUUUCCAGUUUCUGGAACUAUUGAGCAGAUUGUUGAUAUACCUGGAUGCUUAUACACAGUUAAUCCCAUUGCUGUGAAUAGCAAAUAUUGCAAUGUUUUCACAGAGAACAAACGGGCUGUAUCUAUUAUAUCAACUUCAGAUUUUGGCAAAGUAGCAUUUGUGGCAAUUGGAGCAACAAUGGUGGGAAGCAUCUCUUUCACUAAAAAGAAAGGAGAUUAUGUGCAAAAAGGAGAUGAGUUUGGUUAUUUCUCUUUUGGUGGAAGCACUGUCAUCUGUGUCUUCCAAAAGGAUUCAAUAGCACUAGAUGAGGACCUUUUGGGUAAUAGUGCAAGAUCUCUGGAAACCCUAGUUACAGUUGGAAUGCAAUUAGGGGUUUCCAUAAAGAAACACACCGAGCUUCCAUUGCCAGAUAUCAACAACUGUGUUUUAGGCGCUUAAAAAUGUAUAACCUUUUUCACUACACUGUGUAUCAAACCUACUUCACUUAAAGUGGUGCCGCCACCGGAAUCGAGGCUGAGAACGGGUCAUCUCCGCCAAUCAAUGGCUAUCCGGCGACACUACUGGCAUUUCCGGCAGCUAUGUUCCCGGACUUUUGCCUUGCUUGUUGAUACAUAUCAUCGAUAACCUCUGGACUGAAACCGCCAGGUUGAGAUGGCUGGUGGUUCGCCGGACCACCGUCAUAGAAAGCUAAUCCAACUUUAUCAGCGUACUCUUCCACCGUCUGACCACCGUCUCCCAAGUUCAACACAUCGUCCUGACUCAGUUUCCCUUCUUUCUUGUCCGGCUCCGGCGACCUAGCUUCUUCUUCCUCAGAUUCUGAUUCUUCUUCCGUCUGCGACUUCUGGAUACUCCGACGUCCUUGCAAGGCCGAUAGAUUUGCAAUAAUCGUAAAAGUUGUCAAGCUCGUCGAACUGCUUUCUUACUCGUCUCAAAAACUCGUAAACCUUGACGGAAUCUGAAAUCUCAAGCUCUCUAAACUGACUUAUCAGAAUACUCAGGGCAUCGGUCAUGUCGUAAUACAUAUAAAUGCUCUGUUUCACAAUCGGGUACAAAGCCACCAUCACAAUCCUGUGAUUCCUCGCGGGACCUGAAUGAUUCAAAGUUUUCUGUCAUGGUGAAUGGUGAUUCAUAUGGAGGAGAAGAAAUAAUAUUAAUUAUUCCGCAACCUGUAGGGCGACAAGCGAGAAAUCGCUCAAGGAGUUGCAUCAGAUGUUGUAGUCGAGAAAAUAGGUUAUCCUUCAUCUUUCCAUGUACCGGAGAUUUUAGAGUCACCGGCUCCGGCUCCGGCUCAUCGUCAUGCUUUUCUCGGCCCCCUUGCAUCCGAUACUCGAGAUAUUCAUCGAGAUACAACGAGUAGGUCCGAAUAAACGCUGAGAAAUCCCAAGAAUUGGUUCUCGACAUGUCUCGGAAAUCCGACAUGUUUAACAACCGCGUGCCGCGUCUCGUGGCGUAGAAAAUCUCUCGUUCGUACGCCCGAUCUCCAUCUUGAAGAAGGCGUUGAAUGAGGAUGAGUACUUUUAGGGCUACGAUCCAGUUUCGGGUCUUUUCGAGUCGACCUGAGAUCAAGCUGACACAUAAGGCGACGUGGAUUUGUGAGUCGUUUGUUAGGGUUAUGAUUUCUCGUAUGUGGCGGUCUUCCGCCGGAUACUCCGCGUGACGGGUCGCUUUCACGAUUGCGACCUCGAGUUCCGGUAAGUCGGUGCUGCUGCUAACUCUGGCGAGGCUAAUCCUAGUGUGAUCCUUUACUUUUCCGAUUGCUUUUCUAAACCUAUCUGACCCCAUCGAGUUCAUUUUUUAGAAUUUGUUAAUAGGAAAAAGCACACCCAAUUUUUUUUUUUCUUUAUUUUUUUUUUUUGGUGAAGAAAAAAAAGGAGAAAUGAAGAUAGG
Molecule: messenger RNA, 3569 nt
Organism: Lactuca saligna
Lineage: Eukaryota; Viridiplantae; Streptophyta; Magnoliopsida; Asterales; Asteraceae
Source: the annotation of a GenBank genome assembly